GAAGGACUUUUCCUGGUCGCCGGAUGUGACGUGGGGAUCAAGGCGCGCCGGAGGCCACGGAGAAAGCGCCGAGAAGGAGGGCCCCGCCUGAGGUCUGGCAGUCAGUGACAGAGCCGGGCGCCCACUGCCCAAGCGUCCUCAACAGCACCAUGCCCGCACUUCUGGAGCGCCCCAAGCUUUCCAACGCCAUGGCCAGGGCUCUGCACCGGCACAUCAUGAUGGAGCGAGAGCGCAAACGGCAGGAGGAGGAAGAGGUGGACAAGAUGAUGGAACAGAAGAUGAAGGAAGAGCAGGAGAGAAGAAAGAAAAAGGAGAUGGAAGAGAGGAUGUCACUAGAAGAGACCAAGGAACAAAUUCUGAAGCUGCAGGAGAAGCUUUCGGCUCUACAGGAGGAGAAGCACCAGCUUUUCUUGCAGCUCAAAAAAGUUUUGCAUGAGGAAGAAAAGAGGAGACGAAAGGAGCAGAGUGACCUGACCACUCUGACAUCAGCUGCAUACCAGCAGAGCCUGACUGUUCACACAGGAACUCACCUCCUCAGCAUGCAGGGGAGUCCUGGAGGACACAAUCGCCCAGGUACUCUGAUGGCAGCUGACAGGGCCAAGCAGAUGUUUGGACCCCAGGUGCUUACGACCCGGCACUACGUGGGAUCUGCAGCUGCUUUUGCAGGGACCCCAGAACAUGGACAAUUCCAAGGCAGCCCAGGGGGUGCCUAUGGGACUGCUCAGCCCCCACCUCACUAUGGGCCUACACAACCAGCCUAUAGUCCUAGCCAGCAGCUCAGAGCCCCGUCUGCAUUUCCUGCUGUGCAGUACCUGUCUCAGCCGCAGCCACAACCCUAUGCAGUGCAUGGUCACUUUCAGCCCACCCAGACAGGAUUCCUCCAGCCUGGUGGUGCCCUGUCUUUGCAAAAGCAGAUGGAACAUGCCAAUCAGCAGACUAGCUUCUCUGACUCCUCUUCUCUGCGGCCCAUGCAUCCCCAAGCUCUGCAUCCAGCCCCUGGACUCCUGGCUUCCCCCCAGCUCCCUGUGCAGAUGCAAGCAGCGGGAAAGUCAGGUUUUGCCACUACCAGCCAACCUGGCCCUCGACUCCCUUUCAUCCAGCACAGCCAGAAUCCACGAUUCUACCACAAGUAACCACCAGAUUGCAACCUAUCCCUCCAUCCCUCAUGGUGGGGGGUCUUCCUAUGUGCCCCAAACCAAUAAAAUGUACCCACU
This is a messenger RNA of Onychomys torridus (southern grasshopper mouse), 1214 nucleotides long. It is a transcript of the gene Gps2, whose product is annotated as G protein pathway suppressor 2. Gene Ontology annotation, cellular component: transcription regulator complex. Bases 150 to 1133 code for a protein of 327 amino acids. Gene Ontology annotation, molecular function: transcription coregulator activity. NCBI's taxonomy places the organism in Eukaryota, Metazoa, Chordata, Mammalia, Rodentia, Cricetidae. Gene Ontology annotation, biological process: regulation of transcription by RNA polymerase II. The record is from RefSeq and is a predicted model, not a curated record. The transcript has 11 exons.